Aspergillus luchuensis is the source of this 1095-nucleotide messenger RNA. RefSeq names its product isopenicillin N synthase family dioxygenase. Bases 1 to 1095 code for a protein of 364 amino acids. The record is from RefSeq and is a predicted model, not a curated record. The transcript is spliced from 3 exons. Lineage: Eukaryota; Fungi; Ascomycota; Eurotiomycetes; Eurotiales; Aspergillaceae.
AUGACCUGUACGAUGACUGCUAUGGCUACGCCCCAAUAUACCCAUGUCGAGCUAUUGACACUGAACGGACCGGAAUACCGCAGGGUGUCAACUGCCCCUCCCCGCCUCCCGAGCGACGAUGAGAUUCCUGUGAUUGAUCUUGUCGGUAUUAAUGGCGACCUGGACGCACGUACUGUACUCGCGGCAAAGAUCCGCGCUGCUUCUCAGAAUACAGGAUUCUUCUACAUCAAGAAUCAUGGGAUUUCCGAGGAGAUGAUCGCGGGCGCUCUUACGCAAGCCAAAGCCUUUUUCCAUCAGCCGCAGGAGGAAAAAGAGAAGGUAUCCAACUUCAAGUUGAUGCAUAUGGAUGGAUACCACGCGGUGGGAACUACCCAGGUCAACAAAUCUGAGACAAAGGACCGGAAAGAGACCUUUUCCCUUCGCUACAACGCCCGCAAUGACCCAGCGACGGGACCAGACACCCCAGGUGAUCGGAUCUGGGAUGACUCGGCCCUUUGGGCUGGGACCGCCCAUCUCCCAAACUUUCGCGAAACCACCAUUUCGUUCUGGCAAGCACGAUUAGCCUUGGCGAGAAAAAUGGUCCGUAUUUUCGCCCUUGCAUUGGAUCUCCCCGAGGACUAUUUCGAUAGUGUCGUCACCCACCCCGGCGCCGAUGGCCUAUACAUCCACUACCCUGGUACACCUGAGGCCGAACUGAAAGACGAUAAAAUUGACGUUGGAAUCGGUUCACAUACCGACAUUCAAUGUUUCACAUUACUCUGGCAGGACAUGUCGGGAGGUCUGCAAGUCUUGUCGUCAUCUGACGAAUGGUUAGACGCUCGACCCAUCCCGGGCACACUUGUCGUCAAUAUUGGGGAUUUCCUGCAGCGCUUAUCCAACAAACGGUUUAGAUCCACGGUGCACAGAGUAUAUAACCGGCAAAGCACAUCGCGGUAUUCGAUGCCGUUCUUCUUCGGGUUCAAUCCCGAGACGGUGUGUCAGGUUGUACCGUCCUGUGUUGAUGAACAACAUCCCGCACUUUUCGAGCCAAUUUCAUGUGGAAAGUGGCACCGCGAUCGACUGGCUCUUGCUCAAGGCAAGCUGGCUACUGCAUGA